Molecule: messenger RNA, 4453 nt
Organism: Pocillopora meandrina
Lineage: Eukaryota; Metazoa; Cnidaria; Anthozoa; Scleractinia; Pocilloporidae
Source: the annotation of a GenBank genome assembly
AUGGCCUUAGACUUGCAACGUAUUCGUCUAACGAACGAUCACACCUUGGAAACGGCCUCUGAGGUGAUGUCCCAGUUACAGUUUGAGAGACGCUUGCCGGAUGGACGCGGACAAGAGUCUUAUAAACAAGUUCUGAGAAAUCUUGGUUUUAGGAGCGAACAAAACGGCUCAGAAUCGUACAAACAGGAUGUUUUCCAAGGCCAGUGUUUAAUACUGGGAGAUGCUAGAGUUGGCAAGACAAGUUUAAGAAAAUCGCUUACAGGGCAACCAUUUGAUUUAGACGAACCAGGAACUAAAGGUGUGGAAAUAAGUUUAGUUGACCGAAAGUGGAAAAGACUCCACGCCGACGAUGGUCUUAAAUUUGGAAGCUUUACCCGAUUUCGGGAAUCUGUACUGUACCACGGUUUGAUGUUUGGCCCCGCUGGAGUCGAAUUUAUCAUUGACAGUGAAAUGACAUCAGCAAUGUCAAUAAUGAUACACGUCAUGUUCCUUUUAAAACGUAUAUUCUGGAUAAUCUCGAUCAUAUGCCUUUUGGCUUUCGCAACAGUGUCUGUCAGUUUCUAUGCAUAUUCAUUUGCUGUAUUUUCUCUGCAAAUUUGGCUACAGCUUCAGCAAUCUGAGCAAACAGAAUUUUUAAGACUCGCUUGGCUUAUAAUCGCACUACGUCGCGUUUUAGUGGGAUUGGGAGCUGCACAUGUGAUAGCAGGGUUCUUCAAAGAAAUCGAUUGCCAAAAUCUAGAACCGUCAUUUGAUUUAAGCAUACUUAAUUAUAACAUGUUGACCUGGGUACUCCAUAUUGUGAUUGUUACCAUCCUGAUCUGUGAUAUUAGCUUUUAUUUGUCCCCUAUUUACAAUUCUUAUCUUGGUAAUUGGAUGGGGAUCGAAUCAUCUGUCCCAGGUCAAACAAAGUUUAACAAUCCACCACCUUUUUUGCCAUGCUUCUUAUGGUUUUUGAUUCCUGUAAUGUGUGGCUUAAGUUUUGGUGCCAUUAUUCGGUUACAUAUAUCAAUCAACAUGACAACCCUCCAGUAUUGUCACAUUCUUCAUUUCAUAGUGACUCCUCUCGCUUUCCUUGUUACCCUUAAGUUUACACGGGCUUUAUGUGCUUUGGUAAACAUACAGGAUAUUGGUUUGAUCUUUCUUAUUUACAUCAUCUGGGAAAAAUUCUUCGAAAAAUUGAUCCAGUUUUGUUCCCUUAAUAUGUAUACUGUAAUUUUUUCAGUACCAGCCUGCCUUUCUCUGUACAGUGACUGGAAUGUUGUGUUUUCUAUUUUCAAUGAUACUCUGGAUACAAGGGAAAGGCAAGCUAGUUUCACUUUUAUCUUAAUUGAAAAAAUAGCACUGAAUUUUCAUAAGUUGAGAAGGGCUCUACAUUCUACAUUUUCUAGUCUUAAACUAAAAAUAUUAGACUUCUCAGGAGAUGAAGAGUACUAUGCUUACCAUCAUAUCUUCAUGAGAGACAAUGCCAUCUACCUUGUGCUCUUCAACAUGACAAACUUUGCAGAUGACAAUUUUGGAAACAUGGCCGCAAAAAUCCAAAGACUUAAAUUCUGGAUGGAAUCCAUUUGCAGUAAGGCCUCAUCAAGGACACCCAUCUUCCUUGUUGGAACACACAGGGGCCAUAUGGAAAAACUUUGUUUGAACAAAAUUGAUAAGCACCUGCGGCAGAAUAUUUUGGAUUCCUUUAGCGAUGAGCUUGUUCUGAAUGAAGAAGACAACCUCUUGUACUUCCCUGUAGAGAAUACUUAUGGAAAAAAUGACACUGGGAUUCAAAAUCUCAAGAGAGUAAUAAUUGCUGCAGCUGAAGAGUGUAAGACAACUAUUGGGCGUGAAAUACCAUUUUCAUGGAUAAAAAUCCAAGAUGCAAUCAUUAACUUGAGAAACAACAAGAGUGCAAAGUUCUGUGUGACACUGAAAGAUUUUCCCAUAUCAGUUGGUAACUUUAUUUGCAGCAACUGGUCAAAGGAAACUCUAAAAUACUUUCAUGAGAAAGGCCUCAUCAUCUUCAUUGACCAUGCUGAUUCCUCAGAAUGGGUUUUGUUGAAGCCACAGAUACUAAAUGAUAUCAUUAUACAGUUGGUGACACCACCUGAAAAGAAGGAAGAGAUGGAACAGCGUGGCUUGAGGCAGGAUUUUAAAUUGCUCCAUGAUACUGGAAUGCUCACUGACUCUCUCCUCAAGAACAUUAUUUCAAGAGAAACAGGAAGCAAAGAAAGUGAAGAAGCAAUGAAGAGCUUCCUUGAGGAGUAUGACAUCAUUUGCCCAUUAUUUCACAACAGGGAAAACAUUAAUGAGGCUGAAAAUGUCACACACUUUGUUCCUUCACUGUUGCCAAUGUCAGAUGUAAACACACCAGUGUGGCAUGAUUCUCCAACAGACAAGGUCUUCUAUGUGUUUUUCAAAAGAUUUCUUCCAGAGGCUCUCUUUCAACACCUGUUGUCCCGUGCUCACAGGAGCAGUAAAGUAGAAUUUCCUGAGGGGAAACCACUCAUUUGUAAAGAUGUUGGCAGAUUUUGGUGGCGGCCUUGCACAGCUUACAAGGUGUUACAACUCAAGAAGGAUGACAUGAUUGAAGUGACAUUUACUUACAGGUUAGUCCCUAAAUAAAUGUAACCUUUCACUGAUUUACGGAUCCAGUGUUGAUUGUCCUCUACUAUCAUCACUCCCUGGUCUUUAGCAUUUUAUUUCAUUCACUUAAAACUGGAUUAAAUAAACAUGUUUUGCCAAUGUGAGAGGGGUAUAAUAAAAUUCUAGCAGCUUUUCAAAAUCCUUCACACCUGGCACAUGUAAUGUUGCACUGACCUUGUUCUUGGAUAACUUCUCACAGUCUUAAUAACAAUUAAUUAAUUAAUAACAAUUCUUAAUAACAAGCAAAACAUUAGCUCUAUUAUUAUUGGUCAUUAAGACAGUAGAGCUAAAAGGAAGACUUGCUGUUGGAGCACACAUUUAGUUCUGUAAAUGAAAGUGCAUCUUCUUUGUUAAGUAAGAAUAUCAGAUAAAAUGAUAACACAACAUAAAGUAUAAUAACCAAUUCCUGGACAUUUGCAGUCAUGUAAUUAAAAACACAAAUUUCAAUCCUAGCAUCCACUAAUUAUCUACUAUUAAUUAUUUACAUAGAUAGGGCAAAACAAAUCUAUUGUUAUUUCUGAAUGUAUGCUUCAGCACUAUAUGUUGUCACACUAUCCAAUUGUACCCCAUUUCUAAAAUUGAGUUUUUCUCCAUUUUACAGAAAAGGACAGGAAAUCACACCCUCAUAUGCACUGAGUCAAAUGUUCACCAUGAUUGAAGAUAUCUGUACAGGGCACUUCCCGCAUGUCAAGUUUCAUUGUGGCCCAGCCUGCCCCUCAGACAAAUGUCCUGGGCACCAAGAAGAUUACAUAUCCCAUCCAGGUGUUCAGAGGUCACAUUUUCGAUACCAUGUGUUCAAUGUAAUGCCUGCCCGUAAGGAUCAUUCUAUUUCUUCUUUCCAUUGUGUUAAUCAAGACUUUAAAGAAAAUUUAAGAGAAUGGGAACAAUAGAAACAUUAUAUUGUACAAUGGGUGUACAUGUAGCAAUGUUAGUGCCCAUUAUCCAUCAACCUUCAAGUCAUCUUUUCUACAACAACGACAGACAAAAAUCUCCACAUGAUAUUCAGCAUCCAUACUUCUUUCCAUUUUGUCAAAACAUGAUGUCUUUGCUAUAUGCAUGUACACCAUGUGUGGUACUUUCUCCAGUCUAGUCAACUGGGAUGCAGAUUUUGACAGCUUUAGUCAUCAUUCCUUAAAAAAUGAACUAUGUGGAAACCAUUGGAGAGGGACAUGUACAAGACUAUGCCAUUAUAUGCCUUGAAGAUUUUCAACAUUUGCACAACACUAUGGAGAUGCAUAAUUAAGUAAAAAAGAAGUACUGAAUUUGUGCUUUUUUUCCCCUUUAAUAGGAUUUUUAAACACCUUUAAGGAGCUUUUCCAUAUAUACAACAUGUUACUAAACUGAAAAAAUUGUACAGUAUAAAUCCAGAGGUGGAUGGAAAAAUGUGUAAAAUAACUAGCAAAGGCUGCCCAUUGCCUGGCAUCUGUUACACCAUGAAUAGACAAUGUUUAACCUAAAAGGAACAACUUUGUCGACUAACACAUGAACAUGUACCUGAGCAGUAUCUCAGUUGAUAGAAGUUAGGCUAAAGUACUGAUUACUGACAUAAAAGAAUCAUAUUACUCACAUUCUACAAAUUGCAAUUCACAUAAAUAACCUCUUCUGCCUUAAAUAAUUUUCAUUUCACUUUGUCUCCUAACUGUACAAUGUACAUUGUACAUUGUAAUUAGGAGUACUGGUAAUUAGAAGUGGUAAUAAAGCAGUAUUUUUUUACUUUCUAAGAUUUAAAUUUAGUUUAACAUUUAUUAAACAGUUGCAUAAAUAGUAUGUUAUUACAUGAUAUUAAAUGAUAUCAUUAUCUUGAAUAGUGUCUAUUUGUUGUGAG